UAUUCUUGUCUCAAAUUACGUGACCAUGUAUAUGUUCAAUAUUCAAUAUUUUUAUAUUUAACCUAUUUCUGUGUAUUUGUGUAUUUGUGUAUCUGUGUAUUUGUGUAUUUGUGUAUUUGUGUAUUUGUGUAUCUGUGUAUCUGUGUAUUUGUGUAUUUGUGUAUCUGUGUAUUUGUGUAUUUGUGUAUCUGUGUAUCUGUGUAUUUGUGUAUUUGUGUAUUUGUGUAUUUGAGCUCAUGUUAA
Molecule: messenger RNA, 243 nt
Organism: Lottia gigantea (owl limpet)
Lineage: Eukaryota; Metazoa; Mollusca; Gastropoda; Lottiidae
Exons: 1
Source: RefSeq, a predicted model, not a curated record